CGCAGAACCGAGGUUAGUGUCGGGCGGCCGUCGCGAGCGCGUGAAGGAGUCUGUUCCUUGUUGCGCGCAGGUAGUCAGCAGCGGCUGCAGGCGCAGUAGGGGCCGUGUGAGGGAACCAUGAAGCACUAUGAGGUGGAGAUUUUGGACGCAAAGACGCGGGAGAAGCUUUGCUUCCUGGACAAGGUGGAACCCCAUGCCACCAUUGCCGAGAUCAAGAACCUUUUCACCAAGACCCAUCCACAGUGGUACCCUGCCCGCCAGUCCCUCCGCUUGGACCCCAAGGGCAAGUCCCUGAAGGAUGAGGAUGUUCUACAAAAGCUGCCCGUGGGCACCACGGCCACACUCUACUUCCGGGACCUAGGGGCCCAGAUCAGCUGGGUGACGGUCUUCCUGACCGAGUACGCAGGGCCCCUCUUCAUCUACCUGCUCUUCUACUUCCGGGUGCCCUUCAUCUAUGGCCACAAAUACGACUUCACGUCCAGCCGGCACACAGUGGUGCAUCUCGCCUGCAUCUGCCACUCAUUCCACUACGUCAAGCGUCUGCUGGAGACGCUCUUCGUGCACCGCUUCUCCCACGGCACCAUGCCCUUGCGCAACAUCUUCAAGAACUGCACCUACUACUGGGGCUUCGCUGCCUGGAUGGCCUAUUACAUCAACCACCCUCUCUACACACCCCCCACCUACGGAGCUCAGCAGGUGAAAUUGGCGCUCGCCAUCUUCGUGAUCUGCCAGCUUGGCAACUUCUCCAUCCACAUGGCUCUGCGGGACCUGCGGCCGGCUGGGUCCAAAACCAGGAAGAUCCCCUACCCUACCAAGAACCCCUUCACCUGGCUCUUCCUGCUGGUGUCCUGUCCCAACUAUACCUACGAGGUGGGGUCCUGGAUUGGCUUUGCCAUCAUGACACAGUGUCUCCCAGUGGCCCUCUUCUCCCUGGUGGGCUUCACUCAGAUGACCAUCUGGGCCAAGGGCAAGCACCGCAGCUACCUGAAGGAGUUCCGAGACUACCCGCCCCUGCGCAUGCCCAUCAUCCCCUUCCUGCUCUGAGCUGCUCCUGCCUCCUGGGCUCUCAUCCCUCUGCUCUGAGGUCAUUCUGGGGGAGGAGUGGGGACUGUGCUCUCCAGCACUUGGAAUAAAACCUGCCUCUCCCUGACAAA
Neogale vison (American mink) is the source of this 1154-nucleotide messenger RNA. It is a transcript of the gene TECR, whose product is annotated as trans-2,3-enoyl-CoA reductase. The transcript is spliced from 13 exons. Gene Ontology annotation, molecular function: oxidoreductase activity, acting on the CH-CH group of donors. Lineage: Eukaryota; Metazoa; Chordata; Mammalia; Carnivora; Mustelidae. Bases 118 to 1044 code for a protein of 308 amino acids. Gene Ontology annotation, biological process: very long-chain fatty acid biosynthetic process. The record is from RefSeq and is a predicted model, not a curated record.